Molecule: messenger RNA, 519 nt
Organism: Penicillium chermesinum
Lineage: Eukaryota; Fungi; Ascomycota; Eurotiomycetes; Eurotiales; Aspergillaceae
Product: YbhB/YbcL family Raf kinase inhibitor-like protein
Exons: 2
Coding region: 1-519 (172 amino acids)
Biological process (GO): regulation of proteolysis; regulation of Ras protein signal transduction
Molecular function (GO): peptidase inhibitor activity; phospholipid binding
Source: RefSeq, a predicted model, not a curated record
AUGCCGGACGUUUCCAGCCAAGUGGCUGUGAUUGAACGCCUAGAGCGCGAGGAGAUUCCUCUCCUUGGUGUGAGCUUCGGGUCCAUUAAAGUAACCCCCGGCGAGAAGGUCGAUAGGAAAGACACCAUUCCAACGCCCUCCCUCACUGUUCCUGCCCAGCUCUCCAAGGGCCUAUACACAGCCAUCUGUCUGGACUUGGACGCACCGUUCAGGUCGUUUAACCUCGCGAGUCCAAUCGCCCAUUGGGUUCAAACUGAUCUGAGUGCUUCUUCCCCAGAGAGUCUGGAGCUCAAGAGCGCGCAGGCACCGGUUGCCCCUUGGAUUGCUGCCGGCCCUCCUCCUGGAGCGGCACCGCACCGUUAUUUGGUCCUCCUCUAUGAGCAGCUUCCGUCUUUGUCUGAUGCACCUAACCUCGAGCCUUUCAGCACUUUCCAGCGUGUGCGAAUUGAUGUUGAUGCUCUGACAAAGAAGCUACAUCUAGGAGAAAUGGUCGCAGUCAAUUAUUUCGUUUCCAACUAG